AUGUCGCAGCAGCUGCAACUCACAAAGGGCAAGAUUACACUCAAGGGGUCGGCGCGCAUUGUCACUGAGUUUUUUCUGUAUGGCAUAAGCAGUAUCCUAUUCCAGCGCGGAAUCUACCCAAUGGAGGACUUUAAGACGACGAAAAAAUACGGCAUCGACGUGUGGGUUUCGAACGACACGCAGGUGCAGCAGUACCUGAAGCAGAUCAUGGAGUCGGUGCAGGAAUGGCUAGAGGCAGGCAAGAUCAACAAGCUGGUGCUUGCCAUCAACACAUGCGAGACGCGCGAGACGCUCGAGCGCUGGCAGUUCGACAUCCAGCUGGUGGAGGACGAGGAGGGAGGGAAGGCAAAGCCAGCCAAGUCGGACAAGGCGCUGCAGAUGGAGAUCCAGGCGAUUUUCCGGCAGAUUGCAGCCAGCGUGUCGUUCUUGCCAGUUAUCGAGGACAAGUGCACGUUCAAUAUCCUGGUGUAUGCGGACAAGGAUGCUGAGGUGCCGACGACGUGGACCGGACUCGGACCCGCUGCACAUCAAGAAUGCGGAGCAGGUCAGGCUGCGGCUCGUUCUCGACCGAUGCGCACCGGGUGGAGGCAAUGGUGGCGUACCGACGUGAUCUGGAUCUGUGCUAAUUAA
This is a messenger RNA of Linderina pennispora, 630 nucleotides long. RefSeq names its product DNA-binding protein. The transcript has 2 exons. Lineage: Eukaryota; Fungi; Kickxellomycota; Kickxellomycetes; Kickxellales; Kickxellaceae. The record is from RefSeq and is a predicted model, not a curated record. Gene Ontology annotation, biological process: mitotic spindle assembly checkpoint signaling. Bases 1 to 630 code for a protein of 209 amino acids. Gene Ontology annotation, cellular component: nucleoplasm; cytoplasm; kinetochore.